GUAGAAUACCUGUAUCAACUACAAAUUGCAAUAGUAAGCUUUUAGAUUGUCUUUUCUCUCACCUCGAAGACUCUACUACCCACUACUGCCUAUAUCAUAUCUACACGCUACUACUAAUACGCAAUUACUGCUAAUUCACUACUGAUCUGUAGCUAGCCAACCACAUAUUAAGACAACGUCCAAGUCAUGACUGCCUGGACUGUUCGUGAAUGGGUCCAGUUCCAUUACCAGGCCACUCCAAAUGAAUCCUAUGCCAAACUUUCAGACCUUUUGGCCCUGCAAUCAUCAGAUGACAAGGCUUGGAUCUCUCUCUCAUCUGAAGAAAAUCUCCAACAUCAAUGGAAAUUCCUUCAAUCGCGUGCUGAUAAGCGUAACCUCCCCCUUUAUGGUGUCCCAGUGGCCGUCAAGGAUAACAUAGACGCAAAGGGUUUCAACACUACUGCUGCUUGUCCUCUGUUUGAGUUCACCCCAAAGGAUGAUGCCACCACCGUCCGUCUUCUUCGUGAUGCUGGUGCUAUUGUGCUAGGAAAGACUAAUUUGGAUCAAUUUGCUACUGGAUUAGUUGGAACUCGUUCUCCUUAUGGUAUCACCCCAAACACUUUUUCUCCUGAUCAUGUUAGUGGAGGCUCAUCUGCUGGUUCCGCUUCUGUCGUAGCUCGUGGAAUUGUUCCAUUGGCAUUGGGAACAGACACUGCCGGCUCCGGUCGUGUUCCAGCUGGUUUGAACAACUUGAUUGGUUUGAAACCAACCAAGGGUGUUUUCUCAUGUGCUGGUGUGGUUCCUGCUUGUAAGUCAUUGGAUUGUGUUUCUGUUUUCGCUCUCAAUUUACAAGAUGCUCAAUUAGCAUUCAGUAUUUUGGCUAAACCAGAUGGUGAAAAUGACGAGUACUCGAGACCAUUACCUUCUAACCCACUUGUCAAGUUCCCUCGUAGCCCAGUGGUUGCUGUUCCUUCAAACUUGUUAUGGUAUGGAGAAGAAGAAAAUCCAAAACUUUUCAACAAGGCUGUUGAAAGUUUAUCUAAUAUUGGAUCUCAAAUGACCUCUAUUGACAUUGAACCACUCCUUGACCUUGCUAAAUGUCUUUACGAAGGUCCAUGGGUUGCUGAACGUUAUACUGCAGUUAAGAAGUUUCUCGCUACAAACCCACCAGCCCUGUCUUUGGAUCCUACUGUCAUUUCCAUCAUCAAGAGUGGUGAAAAAUUCUCCGCUGCAGAUGCUUUUGACUAUGAAUACAAGCGUCAAGGAAUUCUUCAAAAGGUUGAAUCUCUUCUUAAGGAUGUUGACGUUUUAGUUGUUCCAACUUCUCCACUUAACCCAACCAUUAAGUCCGUUCAAGAAGAACCAGUCAAGGUCAACUCUUGCCAAGGUACUUAUACCAACUUUGUCAACUUGGCUGACAUGUCUGCUUUGUCAAUUCCUGCCGGUUUCAGAUCAGAUGGUCUUCCAUUUGGUAUCACCUUGUUGAGUAAGAAGUUCAAUGAUUAUGCAUUGUUGGACUAUGCUCAUCGUUAUAUGAAAGAGUAUACCAAGUCUUCUCCACGUUUCCUUGGUUGUUUGAAGGACUACCCAGUUACCACCGGUGAUGAACUUUUGGCGCUGAUCCCAGCUCCAAACCCUGCCACAUCCGUCAAAUUAGCAGUUGUUGGUGCUCAUUUAUCCGGUAUGGCUCUCCAUUGGCAAUUGGAAAAGGUUAAUGCCACUUUUGUAGAGGCUACUACAACUUCAAAGUCGUAUAAAUUAUAUGCAUUGCCAAAGGUUGGUCCAAUUGCCAAACCUGGUCUUAGAAGAGUUGAAAGUGGCACUGGUUCUGCCAUUGCCAUUGAAACAUACCUGGUACCUACUGAGCACUUUGGUGCUUUUAUUUCUAUGGUCCCUGAACCUUUAGGAAUUGGUUCCGUUGAAUUGGAAUCUGGUGAAUGGGUUAAAUCCUUUAUUUGCGAAGAAUUUGGCUACAAGCAAAAGGGUACUAGAGAUAUUACCGAAUUUGGUGGUUGGAGAGCAUAUCAAGAGGUUGUUCGUAGAGAAGAAUCCCAAACUAAGGCCAAGAAGCCAUUUAAUACCGUUUUGGUCGCUAACCGUGGAGAAAUUGCUGUUAGAAUUAUGAAGACUUUGAAAAAGUUACACAUCAAGAGUGUAGCUGUUUACUCAGACCCUGACCAAUAUGCUGCUCAUGUUCUUUUGGCUGACGUUGCCAUCCCAUUGCACGGUGUCCUGGCUGCUGAAACCUACAUUUCUAUCGACAAAAUUAUCCUGGCUGCUAAGGAAAGUGGUGCUGAAGCCAUUAUUCCAGGUUAUGGUUUCCUUAGUGAAAAUGCUGACUUUUCAGACAGAUGUACUCAAGAAGGAAUUGUCUUUGUGGGUCCAUCUGGUGAUGCUAUCCGUAAGUUGGGAUUGAAGCAUUCUGCCAGAGAAAUUGCCGAAAAGGCUGGUGUCCCAUUGGUUCCUGGUUCAGGAUUGAUUAAGGAUGCUAAGGAAGCUAAGGAAGUUGCUGCCAAGUUGCUGUACCCAGUUAUGGUAAAGUCUACUGCUGGUGGUGGUGGUAUUGGUUUGCAAAAGGUUGAUUCUGAAGAAGACAUUGAACGUGUUUUCCAAACAGUUCAACAUCAAGGUAAGGCCUAUUUCGGUGACUCUGGUGUGUUUUUGGAAAGAUUCGUUGAGAAUGCUAGACACGUUGAAAUUCAAAUGUUUGGUGACGGUUUCGGUCGUGCUAUUGCCUUGGGAGAACGUGAUUGUUCUUUACAACGUCGUAACCAAAAGGUUAUUGAAGAAACUCCAGCUCCAAACUUGCCAGAGCUGACUAGACAAAAGAUGAGAAAGGCUUCUGAAUCCCUUGGUGCUCUGAUGAACUACAAGUGUGCUGGUACUGUUGAAUUUAUCUAUGAUGCCAACCGUGACGAGUUUUACUUUUUGGAAGUCAAUGCCCGUUUACAAGUUGAACAUCCAAUCACUGAAAUGGUAACUGGCUUAGACUUGGUUGAAUGGAUGUUGUAUAUUGCUGCUGAUAACGCUCCAGAUUUCAACCAAGAAAUCACCAUUACUGGUGCUUCCAUGGAAGCUAGACUCUACGCUGAAAACCCUGUUAAGGAUUUCAUGCCAAGUCCAGGUCAACUCACUGAAGUUAAAUUUCCAAAGUGGGCAAGAAUUGAUAGUUGGGUUGAAAAGGGUACUGUAAUUUCUGCUGAAUAUGACCCUACUUUGGCUAAGAUCAUCGUUCAUGGUAAGGACAGAGCUGAUGCUUUGCAAAAGUUACGUCAAGCUUUGAAUGAAACUGUCGUUUAUGGUUGUAUUACGAACGUUGACUAUUUAAGAUCUAUUGCUAACUCUGACAUGUUUGCUGAAGCUAGAGUUGCAACAAAGGUUUUGGACAGUUACGACUACAAGCCAACUGCUUUUGAAAUUUUGUCUCCAGGUGCUUACACUACCGUUCAAGAUUAUCCUGGUAGAAAGGGUUACUGGCAUAUAGGUGUCCCACCUUCAGGAUGUAUGGAUGAAUACUCUUUUAGAUUGGCCAACAGAAUUGUUGGUAAUGACAAAAAGGCUCCUGGACUUGAAAUUACCUUGACUGGGCCAAAGAUUUUGUUCCAUCAUGAUGCUAUUAUUGCUGUCACUGGUGGUGAGGUUCCUGUUGAUGUCAAUGGAGAGAAGGUAAACCAAUGGAAGCCAAUUCAUGUUAAGAGUGGUGACAAGUUGACAGUUGGAAAAUUGUCAAGUGGAUGUCGUGCUUACUUGGCCAUUAGAGGUGGUAUUGAUGUAACUGAAUACUUGGGAUCUAGAUCCACUUUUGCUUUGGGUAACUUGGGUGGUUACAAUGGUAGAGUUUUGAAGUUAGGUGACGUUUUAUUUUUGGGUCAACCAGAAAUUUCUAGUUGUUCCUUACCAUUGCCCGUUCUGGAGCCAAAGGCUAUAGAACAAUCUUUGAUUCCAAGUUAUGAAUUUAGUGGUGCUGGUAAGAAAUGGACUGUCGGUGUUACUUGUGGUCCACACGGUAGCCCUGAUUUCUUUAAAGAAGAAUCUACCAAGGAAUUCUUCUCUGAACAAUGGAAGGUUCACUACAAUUCUAACCGUUUUGGUAUUAGAUUGAUUGGUCCUAAGCCUCAAUGGGCUCGUGCCGAUGGUGGUGAAGCUGGGUUACAUCCUUCUAAUGCUCAUGAUUACGUCUAUUCUUUGGGUGCUAUUAACUUUACUGGUGAUGAACCUGUUAUUUUGACUUGUGAUGGUCCAUCAUUGGGUGGAUUUGUUUGUCAAGCUGUCGUUGCUGAAGCUGAAAUGUGGAAGAUUGGACAAGUUAAGCCUGGUGAUGCUAUUCAAUUUGUUCCAGUAACUUAUGCCACUGCCAAGCAAUUGAAGAAAGACCAAGAUACUGUCAUCGAAGAAAUGUCUGGAUCAUUACCAUCCAUUACAGAUGGUGGUGUUGGUAUCUUGACUGAAGUUGAAAACCCAGUCUUGGCUACUUUCAAGGCUUCUGAAAAGGCCCCAACUGUUUGCUACCGUCAAGCUGGUGAUCGUUACAUUUUGGUUGAAUAUGGUGAAAAUGUCCUUGACUUGAACCUUUCCUACAGAGUUCAUCGUUUGAUCGAAAUGGUUGAUCGUAACAAGACUGUUGGAAUUGUUGAGAUGUCUCGUGGUGUUAGAUCAGUUUUAAUUGAAUAUGAUGCCAAAAUUAGUCAAAAGGAUUUGUUGGACACUUUGAUUUCAUUUGAACGUGAAAUUGUGUUUGUCAACAAGUGGAAGGUGGAGUCAAAGAUUAUCAAGUUACCAAUGGCAUUUGAGGACAAGAAAACUUUGGAAGCAGUUAAGCGUUAUCAAGAAACUAUUCGUUCUGAUGCCCCUUGGUUACCAAACAAUGUUGACUUUGUGGCCAACAUUAACGGAAUUGAUCGUAAUGAUGUUCAAAGCAUGAUGUAUUCUGCUAGAUUUUUGGUUCUUGGAUUGGGUGAUGUGUUUUUAGGAGCUCCUUGUGCUGUUCCAUUAGACCCUCGUCACCGUUUGCUUGGAACUAAAUACAACCCAUCACGUACUUUCACACCAAAUGGUACUGUUGGUAUUGGUGGUAACUACAUGUGUAUCUAUACUAUGGAAUCACCAGGUGGAUACCAGUUGGUUGGUCGUACUAUUCCUAUCUGGGACAAGUUGUCAUUGGGACAACAUCUGAGCAAGAAGCCAUGGUUAUUGCUGCCAUUUGAUCAAGUUGAAUUCUACCCAGCUACCGAAGAAGAAGUUGAUAGAUUUUCCGAUGAAAUGAGUGCUGGUCAAUUCGAAGUUGAUAUUGUUGAAUCUGUUUUCGACCAUACUCAAUACUUGGAAUGGGUUCAAGAAAACUCUGAAUCAAUUGCUGAAUUUCAAAAGAAUCAAGGUGGUGAUAGAUUGGAAGAAUUUAAUCGUUUGAUCCAGGUGUCUAAUGCGGAAUUAGCAGUAAGUGAUGGACCAAAAUUAUCUGAAGAUGACAAAUUCGGUGAACUGGCUGAAAUGGUUUACUCUGAAUACUCAGGUAGAUUCUGGAAACCACUUGUUAGUGUCGGCGAUGAAGUGAAGGAACUGCAAGGACUUGUUGUUGUGGAAGCCAUGAAGACUGAAAUGGUAGUUGUUUCACCAAAGGCCGGUAAGGUUGUCAAGAUUUUCCACAAGAAUGGUGACAUGGUUGACGCGGGAGACCUUGUGGUUGUUAUCGAGUAGAUUCU
[Candida] anglica is the source of this 5678-nucleotide messenger RNA. The record is from the annotation of a GenBank genome assembly. NCBI's taxonomy places the organism in Eukaryota, Fungi, Ascomycota, Pichiomycetes, Serinales, Debaryomycetaceae.